GUUGGGCGCCCUCCCCUCUGUAGCAAUUCACACGCACGACACGCGCAGACACACGCAACGGCUCGGGCCUUCGGGCGCGUGGCCCGACCCGCUCCCCCUGGACCAGUCUGCGUCUGGUCUGCCGGGCCUGCGUCCUCCCUCUUCUGUCCCGUCCAGUCCUGUCUGGUCCGGUUCUGCCCACCCCGCCCGCCCGGGCCGAAGUGCCGCGGGGCCAUGGCGGGAGCCGCUCGCCUGGGGACCCGUCAGCUCCUCUAAGAUGGCCUUGGGGGAGUCCAUGCUGUCCAGCCUCCUCCCCAUCCUGAGCCUCCUGCUGCUCAGGGGCCAGGGCUGCCCCACCGCCUGUCGCUGCUACAGCAUGACUGUGGAGUGUGGUUCGCUGAGCCUGCAGAACAUCCCCCCUGGAAUUCCACCCAUCACCCAGACAGUGUUCCUGCAGGAUAACAGCAUCACUCAGAUUCACCAAGCAGACCUGGCCCCCCUCUCAGGCCUGCAGUAUCUCUACAUGCAGAACAACAGCCUAUGGGCCUUAGAGCCCGGUGCCUUCCUUGGGCAGCAGCAACUGCUGGAGUUAGCCCUCAACCGCAACCGCAUCCACCUGCUCAACAGCAGCAUCUUCAAGGGCCUGGACCACCUGCGUGUGCUCUACCUGGCAGGGAACCAGAUCACCCGGCUCCUUGACUCCACCUUCUGCUAUCUGCCGAGACUGCAGGAGCUGCAUCUGCAGGAAAACAGUAUUGAGCUGCUGGAAGACCAGGCCCUAGCUGGCCUCUCCUCUCUAGCUCUGCUUGACCUCAGCAAGAACCAGCUGAGCACCAUCAGCCGGGAUGCCCUGGUCCCUCUGGCCAGCCUGCAGGUCCUGCGGCUCACAGAGAACCCAUGGCGCUGUGACUGUGCUCUGCACUGGCUUGGGGCCUGGAUCAAGGAAGGGGGCCAGAGACUCCUCAGCUCCCUGGACAAGAAGAUUGUGUGUUCUGAGCCCCCACGCCUGGCCCACCAGAGCCUCCUGGACAUCUCAGGCAACAGCCUUAUCUGCAUUCCCCCUACAGUGCAUGUGGAACCACUGGAGGUGAUGGCCCAGCUUGGGGAUGACUUACGGGUCUCCUGUCAAGCCUCCGGUUACCCCCAGCCUCUGGUCACUUGGAGGAAGGUGGCCCAGUCCCGAAUGGGACUGCCUAGAGCAAGUGUCCGGUUGGUGGGUGGGGCCCCUGGGUUGAGUGAGGGAAAUUUAGGGGAGCACUUGGCUUCAGACACAGGGAGCGGGAUGCUUUCCCUCACCAAUAUCACCAUGGCCCAUGCUGGAAAGUAUGAAUGUGAGGCCACCAACCCAGGAGGCACCACCCGCGUGCCUUUUCACCUGCUGGUGAACCUGUCCCAGCAGCAGCUGCCCCGGCCCCCGCCGCCAGCCUCCGGGGCUGUGAGCCGGGAGCCCCUGUAUGAGGCGGGCAGCAUGGACUUCCACGCCCUGGGCACAGCCACGCAGACAGCCAUAGCCGCUGGCAUCUCCCUGCUAGCCCUCACGGCCCUGUUGUUGACCAUCAUGAUCUGCAGAAAGCACCGAAAAAGGAAAAAAGCCAAGCAGGAGGAGAGCGUCCUCUACGUCAAUGACUACUCGGACGGGCCCACCACCUUCGCCCAGUUGGAGGAAUACAGGGACGAGCGGGGCCACGAGAUGUUUGUCAUCAACCGCAACAAGCCCCUCUUCCCCACCUACGAGGAGUCCGGGGAGGGGCCGCCCGCAGGCCGCCCGGGCCUGGUGCCCAGCUCCGAGCCCCUCCAAGAUCAGGGCCUCUUGUUCCAGCCACAGAUUGCCUAUGAAAUCCACUGCUGAGGGCCUGGCCUGGCUCGGCCCGGGUGGUGG
Molecule: messenger RNA, 1858 nt
Organism: Dromiciops gliroides (monito del monte)
Lineage: Eukaryota; Metazoa; Chordata; Mammalia; Microbiotheria; Microbiotheriidae
Gene: LRRC24
Product: leucine rich repeat containing 24
Exons: 5
Coding region: 257-1828 (523 amino acids)
Molecular function (GO): protein binding
Source: RefSeq, a predicted model, not a curated record